Molecule: messenger RNA, 1561 nt
Organism: Aphis gossypii (cotton aphid)
Lineage: Eukaryota; Metazoa; Arthropoda; Insecta; Hemiptera; Aphididae
Exons: 9
Coding region: 151-1524 (457 amino acids)
Biological process (GO): intracellular protein transport
Molecular function (GO): protein binding
Source: RefSeq, a predicted model, not a curated record
GCUCAAGAUUGGAUAGCAUCAGAAAUACUAGAUAUAAAUGAAAAGGUAGAAAGAGGUCUUAAAUUAGGAGUUUUUCUCGGUGAUUCUGGCUGGCUUAAUGAAAGUGCACUAGUCUUAUCACACACAUACAAAAUAAUUACCACAAAAUGGAUGUGUCACGACCAAAAAUUACAACUUCUCAAAACCCUUCAAUGCCUGACAAAGUGGUUAAUAGUUUUAUCAUAUUACCAUAAUUUCAAAGAUGCUAAAAUAGUUUUAAGACAUAUGCUUCACACUAUUCACAUAAUUAAACAAAUUGAAGAAAAAACACUGUGCAUAGCGUAUGCAUGUGUAGCUGUGUCCGAAUACUAUUUUAAAUUACAGCAAUUUGAUGAGGCUUGGUCUUGGGGAGCUAAAGCUAUCCUUGAACUUCACAAGAACAGUGGACACUUGAAAGUUAUUGUCCUAAGUCAUGGCGUUAAAGUUUGUACUGUAUUGAACAAACUUAACAUAGCACGUAUGUUGAAGACUCAAAUGAAUGCAUUCAAAGAAGAAAUUAGUGAUUACACUCUUUAUCAUGUGUUAUUGAAUGAAUCACACUAUUUUUAUACUAUAUAUCAACAACAACAUAUAUUACCAUGGUUAUUUCGUAACCACUAUAUUUUAUUAGACUAUUCACGCAAUUUAUUUGGUUAUUAUAAUUUACACACUGCAAUGAUUAUGGUUGAGUAUGUAACUCUUCGCCAUGCAGUUCGAAAUGGUUUUCUAUUAAAAUUUAUUAUUGAUGAUACUAUGCGGUGUUUACUACAAGCCAUAAAUAUCAUGCACAAAAUUGGCUUACCGGAUGACAAUAUGUUGUUAGUGAAAGCCUAUCAGAUGAAAACAUUAGUGGUCCAAGAUCUAGUGGUGGGUUUAGAGAAUGAAUAUCCAUAUAGUAUUGGUUUAAAUGAUUUUACUGAAAGAAUUGAAAGACAAAAUAUAAAACGGGAAUCGCGGGAAAUGUUAAGAAAAGCUGAGAUAUUUCACUUAAAUUUCUUAGAGAAAAAUUUAAAAUCAGCUAUAAGGAACACCCUGGUUACAGCACAUUUACAUACUUAUCUAGGACGUUUUUAUAUUUUUCAGAAAAAUUAUUCGCGAUCUAAAGAAUUGCUUUUUAGAGCGCUUGAAAUCAAAAAAUUAUUAUUAGGUGAAAACCACAUAUCAUUUGCCCAAACUUUAAGUGUGUUAGCUCGUUUGCACGUAACAUCAAACAAAUUUCAAGAAGCUGAAGUACUUUAUUUGCAAGUGAUAAAAAUAUAUCAAAAUUCCCUCGAUGGCCCUCACCUAGAACUUCAGUUAACUAUAUUAGAAUUGAUGGAAAUUUAUAAAAAUUUAAAUAAUACAGAAAAGUGGAAUCGUUAUUCUAAUUAUUUUACGUGGUUAAAUAAAACAUAUAAUGAGUGGUUAUUAGAGUUGCAAUCUAUAGGAAUAGAUAAUAACUGUAAAAAAGAAGAUUUUAGUUUGGAAAAGUUUAAAUGCAUAUUAAAUAAAUGCAAUUGUAACUAAAAGUUAAUUUAAAUGAAAGAAUAAUUUGAAAAGUUUA